This is a messenger RNA of Zea mays, 2105 nucleotides long. RefSeq lists its product as uncharacterized. NCBI's taxonomy places the organism in Eukaryota, Viridiplantae, Streptophyta, Magnoliopsida, Poales, Poaceae. The transcript has 14 exons. The record is from RefSeq and is a predicted model, not a curated record. The coding region runs from base 358 to 1617 and encodes 419 amino acids.
CGCUGCGCCCCAUUCUCCCCCCCCCCCCCCCCCCCCCCCAGAAACACAGGCACCCACCGCCACCGCCCACCGGCCACCGGCAGUGCGCGCGGAACCGCUCCUGCCCGCCACGUGUCCCCGUCUCCCGUCCCCACGUUUAAAUGUCAUGUCCCGCUCGCCACCCAUCCUCCCCCCUACUUCCAAUUCAGCGAGCGAUUCACCACCCCACCACCAAACCGUCUCCGUCGCGCCUCCCGAAUCCCCGUCGAAUCCGAGCUCCCGGAGGCACCCGAGGCGCGGGCUCCCCAACCGCCUCCCGACCCCGCGGGCCUGCGCUGCGCACCGCGACGAAAACAAAGAACUACUGAUCAAUAUAAAAUGGCUGUAAGCUUCAAAUACUGGGACGAUUGCUUGGAUCCAGAGGAUAUGAGAUUGAUGUGGCAGGAUCCUGUUGUAAGUAAAGAGUGGAAUGAUGCUGGGGAAGAGCAAGGACAGAAAGUUCACCUGUCACGGGACCCUGAUGGUGAAGCAUAUCUCACACAAACUGAAAUGAUGGCAGUGGCGGCAAUUACCGUCCAUAGACAUUUCAAAUCGCAGCUAGACCCGUAUAUGAUAGGAGCACUUGCUGAAAUUGCAAGUGGAAGGAGACUCUUUGUAGAUACCUAUGAUCGCAAGACUAAAGAAACCAAGGUUGGCAUACUGCAGGUGGCACCUGAAGUUGCUCAAUGGCUUGGAAGGGAACUAGGUUACAAGAGUUAUGACAUUGAAGAUAAUACUAAUUUGCUGUACUGGCCUCUUGUGAAUGUCUAUUUUGGUGCUGCUUAUGCAAAAUGGCUCUUCUCUUGUGAUGACAGACAAAGAACUGAAGAAUUUGUUGUUAGAGCAUAUAAAGGCGGCAAAAAGAAGGCUGCUCACAAAUCAACUUCCCCCAUCUUCCAGCGUUAUCUUUAUGUGAAAGAGAACCUGUUGUCUAUAAGACAACCAGAAAUUUGCCAUGACCUCGCUCCUGACCAAGAAAAACUGUCAAGCACAGAAUCACAGUUGAUAUAUUGGGAUUCCAAGGUAUCAGAGGCUGAUAUGGAUGCAAUGUGGAAACAUCCUGAUGUGUAUAAGGAGUGGAUAAAAUCUGGUGAGAGACGUGGAAAUGUACGAUUCUCCCAUGAUGCAAAGAACAGGCCUUACCUUUCUCGCGUUGAGGUGAAGGCUGUUGCCGAAAUAAUCAUAUCACGCCAUUUGAGCACAAGAGGAGUAAAACCAGAAGCUCUCGCAGCACUUGCAGAGGUUUGCAGUAUGCGCUUUGUUCAUGGAGUAAGUACCCGGACUGGAUUGAUGGGAAUAGACUACCCUACUGCUGUAUGGCUUUCCAGGGAUUGUGGCUACAGGGCAUAUACACUGAUCUCUGUGGAUGAUCUCUACAAUCCUUUUGCAUCAAUGUACUUUGGUGCAUCGUACUUGGCAUGGUUGUCUCAGUACGAAGGAAGGGAGCAAAGCUACGAAUUCAUUGUCCAGGCUUACCUUGGGGGACCAGAGAAUGUUAGUCUUCAGGAGACUGGACCGUUUUGGAACCAAUUCCUGGAGUCAUUAACACAGUAUCAAGAUCCAAAGAAGGACAAUAAUAAUAGCUGCUGUAUCUUGUGAAGUUAUCUGAUACCUCUUCCAACUUUGGUUACUGAAGUUUCUGCUGAGGAUCAUUUAUGAAUGCUCAUCGACAUUCUUGCCAAAUUUCAAAUCCCCUCCCGAAGGGUUCGGGUACUGGCAAACAAUUUUGCUUGCUAGACAACACGAGGUACAGGAUAACAGGGGCUGUCAGUUCGUUCAUACAUUUUGGUCGCUGGCGCCUUGCUCAUGUUUAAACAAUUAUUGAUCCCAUCUCGGUUCAUACAGCUGCCCACACCCCCACCCCCGGUUCCAUAUGUUUUUUGUUCUACUUUUACCAUCAGAAAGUUAACGCCCUUCCUGUUCUUUCCGCUCAUUGGUGUAUGGCAUACUGUACCUCUGUUGUAUAAUAAUAGGAACUUUAGAAGAAAAUGGCCUUUGUAAAAUUAUCGACGCUCCAUAGUACAUGUGCUACCGUUAUAGAUGUACCAACUGAUACUCUGAUAGCAGAACCGUAAAAUGUCGUCGCA